AUGCAUCGAGAAAUGUAUGGCAAGCAAGCCUAACACUGAAAAAAAUAAAUAAACGUACAUAUAUAUUUAUAUUAUAUUCAUACAUUUAUUGACACAUACGUAUUCGUACUCAUAUGUAUACAUAAUUAAUUUCUUAAAGUUUAAGUUUGGUCAGGUGGAGGCAGAAAGGGUUUUUACUUUAAUGUUGACAGACCAAUCCGGACUUUAGCUACGUGGUAAAGCAGCUGUUUGAUAAUAGAUAUAGUUGUUUUGUUAACUUUGAUAAUAGUCGGAAUUGAGAUCAAGUUCUUUUAGAAUCUAUUAAUGCAGCAUCUCUUUUCAUAAAUAAUAUAUAUAGGAACGAUGUAUGGUUACUAAGAGUAGAUUUUCGUAUGCCUUAUAGUUUCAGACUUUCCCAUAUUGACCGUCUUUAAUAUUACACCUUGCAUACUCAGACACAGCUGGUUAGGUAAUAAAGCGGUGCAGCAGCUGGAAGCCGCUCUGUCAGCGCUGGAGCGUACGCGGGUGUCGUGGACGCAACGGGCGGCGCUGUCAUGCAUCGAUGUUGAAGCGCUGUGUGCUGACAAUUUGAAAGAACCCGCUGAUUGGGAAGCGAAUUUCAAAGCUUGCAAGGCCUAUGGACAAGCCGUUGCGAAAAUGACCUUGUAAGUUUAAUUAACACUGUUUUAGCAUAUUUCACCAGCGUAUGAUUUAGCUACCCAUAUGUAAAAGAAUUUUUAAAAUCGGCCCAGUCGUUUCUGACCCAAAAUGCGAACAAUGCAAAGGAAUAACCAUGUAUUUUUCUCUUUAUAAUAUUUGUGAAGAAAUAUCAAAGAAUUCUAAGACUCAUUAACCUAUUGUAUAGUUUUGCCCACUAUCGUAUUUAAAUUUGUACUUGAAAUGCUAUUCAACAAAAAGAUUAUAUUACAAAUGCAUGCAGACGUUGCAAAAUUUUAAUUCAUAAAAUAUUAAAAUUUCAAAUUUCUACACAAAUGCUGAAAAUAGCAAUUUUAAUAACACAUUUUUUUUUCGAAUAUUAAUUUUAGUGAGGAUGAGAAAAUAGAAUGGAUAACCGUAGGAACUGUCGGUCUAAGACGCGAAUUUGAAGCACAGACUCGUAAUCUAUGGGCGUGUCUCAUGUCAUCACUACAGAACAGUUGCAGAACUGAUGCGCUCGCGUUAGACGCCUUCAUUGCUAGCGCUAGAGUCAUGCUCGAGAACAAAGCUAUGCCCAAGAAUGCCAAAGACUUGGCCGAAAUUAGUGCUAAGCAACAGGUGUUGCAGAAGAACAUGCCUGAGAUGGAGAAAACUGUGGAAAAUCUUAAACGUAAGACCCAUAUGCUUCGCACUUGGGGUGGAGACUCAACUACUGCAGGUGUUAUAAAAGAAUUCCAAAAAGUCCACGACUUAAUGCUGAGUCAGCAGCAAAUGUUUGACCACCAGGCUGAAAUUGUGAAAUCUACUUUAAAUGGCGAAUGGGAAAAUUUGAACUCUAACAUAGAAGCAUGGACAUCGAGGUGGAGUCAAAAUAAGAGCCGAUUGGAAGAGACACAUGGAGUUCUGUAUUCGGAGAUGGCCGACAGAUGUCGCUCUGUGUUCGAUGCUAACACGCAAUGGGAAAAAUUUAUUGCAGAUCGGGAUGAAUUGAUGACGGAAUGUGAGAAAUUUAAUUUGCAAUUACAACCCUCUGAUGUUUGGAAGGAAGCAGAAAAGCUCUUGAAGGAAUAUACAGGUAUUUGGAAUCCCAUGAAAGACUUCAAUGAAGAAUAUGAAUCAAUCAUUGAACAAGAUUGGAUUGUAUUUCAAAAAAAGUUGCAUUUGCUCGAUGAAUUUGUUUCCAAAUGGAUGAACAACUUGCAGCCAUAUACAGUAGUUACCCUUUACUUACAACAAGAGCUUGAAAAAUACACUGAUUUAUCAACCAUGUUAAAAUACUUGCGCGGGACUGAUUUCACCGAGAAACACUGGCGAGAAGUUUUUAGUCUUCUCGAUAUGGAAUACAAGAAGCCAGAUACUUUACAAGUUAAGGAUUUACUUGCAGUCGCUAAUAAUAUCAAGAAGCAAAUCAAACAGCUGCAGAAAAUAUGCACAGCGGCAUCUAAUGAGGCGGCUGUUAGAAAUGCGGUGAACGAACUAGAGUUAUGGUUCGCGGGCGCGCGGCUCAACAUCACAUACUACAACGACAAGGCGAAACGUCCCGUACCCAUCGUCAAAGACUUUAAGGAUAUUCUUAGCAAGGUAUGAAGAAUAGGGUACUCUAUUUGAAAAAAAAUUGUAACUGUUUAUUUUAAUUAAAAAAAAAACAAAUAUUUGAAACAUGAAAAAAUCACGUUUAGUUGCCUUCAAAUGAAACAAAAAUUUAAACUCUUUUUUUACCUUUUAAACCGCUGUCCGUCAUAUUCAUGACGUCAUUGUGAUAUGUACAAAAACAGAUGCAAAGUAGAAGAUUAAAACAUGUCAAUAAAAAAAUAACAAUGCCAUCUAACGAUCGAUUACAAAAUAAAAAGAAAUAAAUAAGCCAAGAACAGCAACAGGAAUUUGAUUUAUAAUUAAUAGAUAUAUCUUUAUGACCAAUUUGACAGCCGUCGUCAAAGUGACGUCACACAAUGGCGGGUCGUGUUUCUAGUCUCGUGACACACACAAAAAAUCACGUCUUUUAAUUUUGAGAUAAUAAGUGCGAUUUUAAGACUCAAAAUCAAAUUCUUUAUGUUUAUUACGAUGAAAAUUUUAGUUUUUGUGCAAACUACCCCGUUCAUAACCAUUCAUUCUAUAGGGAAAAUAUAAUAGGCAUUAUAGUUGAGGAGUGACGGCUCGAUGUCACAACUUUGUAGAAAAUGUACAAAGGUGUAACGUCAUGCGAUAUUUCAAGUCAAUUUAUCGUCGUAAUGUAUUGAUUAAGCAAAAAAUAAAAAAAAUACGUUUUUAAUAUUGUUAAUUGUAACUACUAUAUUUACACCGAAAUCCUUUAUAUGAAUGGGCGGAAAGAAUUUUCACGCAUAA
Molecule: messenger RNA, 2979 nt
Organism: Diatraea saccharalis (sugarcane borer)
Lineage: Eukaryota; Metazoa; Arthropoda; Insecta; Lepidoptera; Crambidae
Source: the annotation of a GenBank genome assembly